Messenger RNA from Drosophila arizonae, 677 nucleotides. RefSeq lists its product as uncharacterized. Lineage: Eukaryota; Metazoa; Arthropoda; Insecta; Diptera; Drosophilidae. The record is from RefSeq and is a predicted model, not a curated record.
GCGGAUGACAGUUAAAAACGCGUUGAACAUCGAUGCGCUGUUGCCCGGGCACAGGCGCUGAGAGCAGACACCGACAAUAACUGGAGCAUGUUCGACGGGGACAGUACUAUCAAUGAUUGUUAUGCAAUGGCCAAAUCGAUAACAACAACAACAACAACAACAACAACCAGAGCAACAACAAGAGCAACAGCAUCGGCAACAGCAACAAUUACUGCGAUACACACACGCAAAGGCACAACGACACUCACAUUUGUGUUGCUCUUAAUUUUGUGCUGUCUAUGUGAUUACAAUUAUGGCAGCUGGGCCUCGCAGUGCUGGAAGAAGCACAACUCGGGCUCGAUACAAACGCCGGAUGGUGAGUUCAAGCGCCCGUUCGGCAUACUCUGCACAUAUCGCUGCUUCCUCUGGUUUCCGCCAAUCUAUCCGUAUUGCGAGUUCAUCUUUGAUUUGCGCUUGUCGAGGCACUUCACAUCGUUUCCGGACUGCUAUGAGAUACGCUGUAAUGAGACGUUUACGUUCUUUGGCAGCGAGCCCAACUACUGAUCGUCAGCCUGGUUCCUGCUCUUGCCCAACUAUCGAUAACUCAAGUGUAUUGCAUAUGCAUAUGCGAGGUAGAAAUAUGGAUAUAAAGAGUGUUCCAGCUAUGAUAUGAUUGUAUAUCCUGUGGAAUUGUGUUA